UUUGGCCUCUUUUGUUUUGAGAAGGACCUGCCAACAUUAGUGGUAAUUGAGCAGCAAUUCUAAUCUAAUCAAAGUAUGCGAUUUAUGUUUGCCGGUGUGUUUCUUCGGACGUGCGAUACAAGUAGCAGAAGCUAUAUAGAGAACCCGAUUCACCUUAGCGCUGACAGUCCGCCGCAGACCCGUUGAAAAGUUUAAGCUGCACCAGGUGCGCUGUAAUUACUAAGCAUCGCCGGCCUGCUAAUUACCUCGGAGGUGGCCAUGAAAAAACUCAUUCUGUGCACCGUCUUCCUCGCGUUGGCAGUCUCAGCGCACGCGUGGUCCUGGUCCUGGCUUCUGCCGUGGAGCGCCAACGAUCAGGACGCAGGACCAUGGGACGGUUACGGAGGAGGUGGCGGCGGAUUCCGGCCUAACACCACGACCGCUGAUCCAGGUCCGACGACCACGGACGCAGCAACAACAACAGAGGAAGCAACAACUACUGAAGAAGCAACAACCACGGAGGAAGCAACGACAACCGAGGAGGCAACAACCACGGAGGAAGCAACGACAACCGAAGAGGCAACAACCACGGAGGAAGCAACGACAACCGAGGAGGCAACAACCACGGAAGAGGUGACAACCACGGACUACCCAACUGAAAGUCCGACAACCACCGAGGACCCAUGGGGUACCACCACAAGCGAAUGGUCCACGACGCCUGCUGAAGAAACCACAACUGAAUUCUGGCCCAGCUGUCCGACGCAAGAGCCCUGUCCGACGUGCGAGCCUGCCACCUGUCCCCCGCUGGUGUGUCCGACCCCUCCGCCGUGCGAGUGCUCCUCCACUUCCAACCUUUGGACGUCAACGACGGAGCUGAACUCGAGUCCAGUGAGCCCGUCCUCGGCGACCGAGGAAUCUCCAGGCACCACCACCACCUCUUUACCCCAGGGCGGGGAACUGCGGUACUGUGACCCCUGCGUGAUGGCCAGGUGUCCGCAGAGUCCGUGGACCACCAACGUGUACGCCCCUGGCUCGUGCGGACAGUACUGCAAGUGCCAACCCGACAAGGCCAUCCUGUACGAAUGUCCCACUGGACUCCAUUUCAACGGCGUGCUUGAAGUGUGCGACUGGCCAGCAAGGGCCAAGUGCACCUUGGAACUCACCUACCGCGAUGGCUGCGAGCAUAUGAUGUCCGGACGCAUAGCAAUUUAAUAAACAGGGAAUGAACCUUGAUAACAUAAUAAAACUGUCAACGCCAAAAAACGCAUAUAUGCUCACAGUGGAGGGAGGGUAAACAGGGAGUCGCUUCUUUGCUUCAUGAUUGCUGCUGUGGUGGACAAGAAGACUACUUUAUUUUAUCUCUAUCACAUCGAGUCGUUGUUGAAUUUUGUAAAUCUGUUGCCAGGCGCCUCGCUGUUUACUUUCUCUCUUCUCUGAGAAGUCACAAUCUCAAACAACAUUUAUAUUUAUAACGCAACUAUCCGCAUUUAACAGCCUCAAUCAUUUUUCAGCAAUAUCUGUUUACAAUAGCACGACCAAUCUAAAUACCUGAUUUUCAUGAUUAAAAUUUCAAAUUUCAA
Cloeon dipterum is the source of this 1559-nucleotide messenger RNA. RefSeq lists its product as uncharacterized. The record is from RefSeq and is a predicted model, not a curated record. The transcript has 2 exons. Gene Ontology annotation, cellular component: extracellular region. Gene Ontology annotation, molecular function: chitin binding. Bases 259 to 1191 code for a protein of 310 amino acids. Lineage: Eukaryota; Metazoa; Arthropoda; Insecta; Ephemeroptera; Baetidae.